AUGAGUCGAGCUGACAGAAACUCAGUAUUCUCUUUCGGAGAAGAGGAUGGCCCUGAUGAAGAAAGAACGACUCCUGCGCUGCCUGACUUUGGAGCUCCGCCGGUCUCGCACGAUCGUGCCGACUACAGUGAACCCGCACUGGGUCAGCAUCAUUCUGACGAGGAGGAUCGACAGCAUCAUCGUCAGAUCGACGGAUACAACCAUAGAUCAACCACAGUUAUAAAUACAAAACGAAAAGAUAAACGAAAGCGCCAUUCUAAGAAACAUUCUGGAGCAAAAACACGGCAACACCGGCUCAACCGAAAGACUGGAGACCAAAUUGAUGACACGCGUGGAAUUCAAAUUCAACCAGCGAUUCCUCCUACGAUAUCCGAGGAAGUUGGAGAAUCUCUCACGCAGGCCGAUCGGGAUGACAUUAAAUCCCAUCGCUUCGAUGACGUCCCUGGGAUCCGGCGGCAUAUUAUCACGAAAACGCGCAAUAGAACUGUUAAGUUAAAUAAGGUCGGACCUCUGCCUUCAGUAAGCUCACUCCCAAGCACAAGAAGAAGUAGCGGCGUUGAUUUCGAAGUUGGGAAAGUCGUCCCCGCUCCUAUCCAUCAUGAGGUAUUUGUCGAACUUGAUGAGCUGGUAGUUGGCAAAGACAAUGAGCUUCAAUGGAAAGAAAAGGCCCGAUGGAUCAAGUUUGAAGAGGAUGUCGAGGAAAAUGAAGUUUGGUCAGAGCCUCUCAUUGCGAGCUUGACUUUCCAAUCAUUAUGGGAGGUUCGGAAGGGAAUAGAAAAAGGUGUUUGCUUGCUGGACCUUGAUGCCAAAUCUCUUCCACAAAUUGCCGCUAAAGUUGUCAACGCGAUGAUGAAUGAGGAUCUGAUCCGACAAUCUGACUCUAUUCCCGUGAUGAAUGCCAUUCUUCUCAAACACUCGAAGCAGCAUAUCAAGGAAAAUUACAAAGACUGGAGCCACAUUUUCUCCGAUCUUAUUAAACCCGAGGAAGAUGAUAAUGAAUUACCCGUGCCGAAAAAUUUAUACGACAAUCUCUACGACGCAGUAGAAAGAGUUGAGGAAGAUCAGGAUCGUUCACCCACAUUCACGAGAAAACUUCCUAAAAUCAUGUCGAAAAUUGCUUCAAAUGCCGAGAGUACAUCUGUUCUCGUGGGACAAGUAGGAUUUCUUCAGCAUCCGGUUAUGGCAUUCGUCCGCCUCAGACAUGCCAUCGACCUCGGCGAUGCUCUGAGUUUACCUAUUCCUGUUCGAUUCGUUUUCAUUCUCCUUGGACCAGAAGACAAAAUGGAUUAUCACGAGGUCGGGCGUUCCAUUUCUACCCUUAUGUCUAAUGCCAGCUUUCACGAUGCUGCUUACGAGGCGGAAUCAAAGACAGAUCUCUUGAAGAGUAUUCGGAUGUUUCUUGAUGAUUCAAUCGUUCUUCCUCCGGGUCAAAUUGAGGAAAAAGGAUUGCUGAAGUCGAUCGAAAAGUACCAAGCAGCAGUGAUCAAACGUAAACGAAUUGUAGAAUUCCAAAAAGAACUUGAGGAGAAGGGAGAAACUGUGAACCCGCUAUUUCGAACGGGGAAGUUUUGGGGAGCGAUGGUCAAUGACAUCAAACGGAGAUAUCCGCUCUACCUUUCAGACAUUAAGGAUGGAAUUAACUCACACUGCUUCAUCAGUGCGUUAUUUGUCUACUUUGCUCUCUUAUCUCCGGCGGUAUCAUUUGGAGGUCUGUUGGAAGAAAAGACAGACAGUUUUCUUGGGGUAUCUGAAACAGUCAUCGGCUCUGCUGCAGGUGGAUUAUUCUGCUCGAUCUUUUUAGGACAACCCUUGCUUAUUGUUGGUAUAACGGGACCUAACGUGGUUUUCGAAGAAGCCCUUUACAGCCUCUGCCAGUCAAAUGAGUACAACUUUCUAGCCCUCAGAUGGAGAAGAAUUGGGGAUUUCGGUGUGCCAAUUGCGCUCAUUAUAGUCGCUUGUGCGCAAUUGGGGAGCACCGUUUACACUCCCAAGCUGACGGUCCCAGAUGCGCUUUCGGAAGGAAUCGUACCGACUGAUCGAAACCUGCGUAUCCAGUACGGAGGUGACCUACUUGGUGGUUGGCUUAUUAAUCCGAUGGGAACAGACGAUCAUCCUAUACGCGGAGUUGAAAUUGGCAUCGCACUUCCGUUCGCUAUUCUGUGCUAUAUUCUCAUCUUCGUCGAGUCGCAGUUAGCAGAGAUGAUCAUUUCUGGGCCCGAUAGAAAACUCAAAAAAGGUGUAUCGUACCACCUAGAUAUUUUUGUGAUAGGAACCAUGAAUGGACUCUUGUCCGUUUUUGGAUGUCCUUGGUUAUGUGCUGCCUCUGUGCGAACUCUCACACACGUCAAUGCUGUGACAAUUACCGGAGGCUUUGAUGGCGCAAAAUUAGCCCCUGGUGAACGACCAAUAAUUAUUGGUGCAUAUGAGCAGCGCGUAUCUGGCUUCAUCAGCUCAUUGCUUCUUUUUGGAACAGUACUAUUGGGGAGAAUUCUUAAGGAAGUGCCGACAGCUGUUCUUUUUGGCAUCUUUCUUUACAUGGGGGUUGUCUCACUCGUUGGCGUCCAGUUCAUUGAUCGGAUUGUACUGUUUUUCAUGCCCUCAAAAUAUCAUCCUGACUACAGAUAUAUCCGCAUCGUCCGGCCUCUUCGUGUUCACUUGUUUACACUCAUACAAGUUGUCUUAACUGGUGUACUGUGGGGAGUUAAAAGCAGCCCUCUUGCUAUUGCUUUUCCGUUUUUCCUUGUUCUUUGUGUUCCCAUUCGCAACUAUCUUCUUCCCAAAAUAUUUACGAAAAAGGAAUUGCACGAAUUGGAUAACGAAACGCUUGACGAUGUUUACGAUCACGACAAUGCCUACGGAGAAGCGCACGCGGCAUACUAG
Messenger RNA from Oikopleura dioica, 2880 nucleotides. The record is from the annotation of a GenBank genome assembly. NCBI's taxonomy places the organism in Eukaryota, Metazoa, Chordata, Appendicularia, Copelata, Oikopleuridae.